Scleropages formosus (Asian bonytongue) is the source of this 4435-nucleotide messenger RNA. RefSeq names its product inward rectifier potassium channel 2-like. The record is from RefSeq and is a predicted model, not a curated record. Lineage: Eukaryota; Metazoa; Chordata; Actinopteri; Osteoglossiformes; Osteoglossidae. Gene Ontology annotation, molecular function: inward rectifier potassium channel activity. The transcript has a single exon. Gene Ontology annotation, cellular component: plasma membrane. Bases 250 to 1545 code for a protein of 431 amino acids. Gene Ontology annotation, biological process: regulation of monoatomic ion transmembrane transport; potassium ion import across plasma membrane.
CCAGAUGUGGCUCAACAUCCAGAUAAAAGACGACUGACCCCCCCUCAGUCUUCUUGGCAAAGUCAAGAGCAGAGCAGAGGGCAGGGAACAGCAUUGAAGGAUACCCCACCCCUCACCCCCAAUCUAGUUGUCCUCAUUUCCUGCGUGUACUGGUCUCUUGAGCGUUCAAAACUGUUUCUUCAAAGGUUUUUUCAAAAACUCAGACUGUUUUCCAAAGCAGACACGGCGCAGCCCUCCCAGGCAGAAGCAAUGGGGAGCGUACGGGCUGGCCGCUACAGCAUCGUGUCCUCCGAUGAAGACGGCAUGAAGCUGGCCACAAUGGCUGCACCCAACGGCUAUGGCAAUGGCACCGGCAAAGUACACACGUGGCAGCAGGCCCAGAGCCGCUUUGUCAAAAAAGACGGCCACUGCAAUGUACAGUUUAUCAACAUGACUGAGAAGGGUCAGCGCUACUUAGCAGACAUCUUCACCACAUGCGUAGAUGUCCGCUGGCGCUGGAUGCUCAUCAUAUUUUGCCUGUCUUUUGUUCUCUCCUGGUUGUUCUUUGGCUGCAUCUUCUGGCUGGUAGCCCUCUUCUACGGGGACUUGGGGAACAGUUCCCAGAAGUGUGUCUCUAAUGUCAACAGCUUCACAGCUGCCUUUCUUUUCUCAGUUGAGACGCAAACAACCAUCGGCUAUGGCUACCGCUACGUGACAGAGGAGUGCCCGAUUGCUGUCUUCAUGGUAGUCUUCCAGAGUAUUGUGGGUUGCAUCAUUGAUGCCUUUAUCAUCGGCGCGGUCAUGGCCAAGAUGGCCAAGCCCAAAAAGAGAAAUGAGACACUAGUAUUCAGUCACAAUGCCACCAUAGCCAUGCGUGAUGGGAAGUUAUGCCUCAUGUGGCGGGUGGGCAACCUACGCAAGAGCCACUUGGUGGAAGCCCAUGUUCGAGCCCAGCUUCUCAAAUCCCGGACCACCGCCGAGGGAGAGUUCAUCCCACUGGAUCAAGUGGACAUAGAUGUGGGCUUUGACAGUGGCAUUGAUCGCAUUUUCCUGGUCUCACCAAUCACCAUCGUACAUGAGAUCGAUGAGGACAGCCCAUUUUAUGAUAUGAGUAAACAGGACCUGGAGAGCUCAGAGUUUGAGAUUGUCGUUAUCCUGGAGGGCAUGGUGGAGGCUACCGCCAUGACCACCCAGUGCCGCAGCUCCUACUUGGCCGGGGAGAUCCUCUGGGGCUACAGAUUUGAGCCUGUCCUCUUUGAGGAGAAGAACUACUACAAGGUGGACUAUUCACGUUUCCAUAGAACCUACGAGGUGCCCAGCACCCCAAUGUGUAGUGCAAGGGACCUUGCAGAAAAGAAGUGUAUCAUGUCCAGCUCUAACUCCUUCUGCUAUGAAAAUGAGGUGGCUCUGAUGGAAAAAGAGGAGACGGACGAGGAUGAUGAGGAGAACGAGGGCAGCAGCACAGGAAUCGAAGGCGUAAUCACGGGCGUGAUCUCUGACUUGGACCGCAAUCAGGCCACUGUGCCUCUGGAAUCUAGGUUGUUGAGACGAGAGUCUGAAAUAUGACCACACAGUUAUGAGAAUGAAAUUUUCGCUAAAAAGUAACAGUUAAAAUAAACACAAGGUGAUGCGAGACCACUGAGGUACUGCCACAGGUACUGUAGUUGUAGGACAUAAACAGUCUUUCUCUUUAAUAAAACAGUUGAAGGAAAAAACUAUUAAAAGAUAAAAGAAAGGUUUAAGAAAUCACAGCACUGAGGUGUGUGCCUUGGCCGUGGAAUUGUCUGGCAGUUAGGGAAAUACUGACAUGUACUCUUGGAAAAAGCACUAUGCAUGUAUGUGUGACAUAAACUUGCAGCAAUAAGGCAGGCAAUACAGUCUGACUUUGUCAAAACUUGAAAAACAGCAGGCAUGUCUCAUUGCCAGUCCAGCUAAACACCACAAAUAAGAUGGGUUAAGUGGUGUGGUUUUAGUGUGCAUUUGAUUUAUCAGCCUUAUCGAUGUUGCUGCUAAAGAUAGAAUGUUCAGAGGUUGACCUUUUGUCGUACAAAGAGCAAAGAGUACCUAAAACGACAAAAAAAGCACUUUAUAAGAGUGUGUUUGUUUGUACGCAUGACAUACUCAACAACCUAUCGUCUAACAUCAAAAGCCAAAGAAGUUUUCUAUUUUUGCACAUUAACGUAUGUAUUUAAGCUAAUCUGCUUUGUAGCUCUUUCAAUUUGUUGCACGUUCACUCAUACAGAAGCAAAGAAAGGCCAGUUCAAGCUCCUGAAUUUUUUCCACUGUUGUUACAGUGGGUCUUCUGUCUUCCAAAUCCUUUUUACUACAUGCCGGACUGUGCUUCUAUGGGUUCCAGGAGUGAUCCAUGAAGAAUCAUGUAUCACAGCUGUCUCCCUGAGGCAAGAAUCUUAAACGGGCAUCGUUCAUGUCAACUCUACACCAAGACAACCAGUCAAGAAGCUUACAAAAAGUCCCUUUGGAAUUGUGGAUUUCAUGUUACUUUAUCAGUGAUAUAACAGUUGUAAUGCCUAUUUUCUUCUUUUUAAAUGUACUUUUAAUCUGUUAAUGAGCUGGUCUCUUAAUAGGACAACGGUUUUUAAGUUUUUAUUUAUUUAUUUUCUUAGUAUGGGGCCACUUUUUUGUAAUCUUGAGACGUAAUGUGACGUCACCCUUCUCUUCACAGCAUAAUCCCAUUCUGGUUUGGCACCUAAAGCAUGGUCGAGCAUUCAAGGGAGUGUGCCGUGGUCCCAGUUAGGGGCUGAACCAGAGCUUAUUUAUAGCAGCUUGGCCCAUCUUCUUAUUGUUAAUUUGUACCACCAGUGUGAGGUUAUACGGUAGCUGUGCUCUCUAAGAUUAAUCACCUAUACACAUUGGUCAAGAGAAGAUGUUAUUUGAAGGUAUUAAAAAUUUCUGCUCCCCCAGCUGCAAAUCCCAGCAGCGCUUUAACAAAGAGACCUCUGAAGCUAGCUGGAUUUAUGGUGACAUGCCUGCCUUCAGUCAGCAGCAUUAUGGGGUAACUCUGUCGCUGGACAGACUACAGGCCUUGUGAUAAAAACAUCCUUGGUUGCAUGUAGCUGAGCAAAUGAAUGUUUGUGAUAAAGCGUCGCUAAUUUACGUAUUGUCAGCUUUUUGACGGUGGAUUGAUGCCAAACUGUUACAUGUUCUGUAUGUUCAUGUGUAUUUUGAAAUAAAGCCAAAUAAGGGGAGACUAUUUCUGAAGGUAGAGAAGCACAAAGACUUUCAGCACGUGAACCAGCAAAAAAAAAAAAAAAAAAAAAAUUAGAAAAUAAAAACAGGUGUAAUUUCUUCAAACUGCUUCAAUACUAAUCUUUCUAUUUUCUUAAUGCACCAUAGAUGUUAGAGAAAGCCUGUUAGAUUAAAGCCAAAUGUGAAAAAAGGUAAAAUAAUUUCUAUACUAAAAAUGAGCAAUUUCUAACAAGUAGCAAAUAUACCGUAUAUGUGUAAAGGUCUAGAGUGUGGUUUUUGACUUUUAUAUAGAUAUUUCACCUCUCAGAGGUUUUUGACAUUGAAUUAAUUUAGUAUUAGUCCCAAAAGGAUCACCUGCCGUAUUCCUGGAUUAUUUCUUGCUCCAUUCUUUUCCAAGCUGUUGUCAGUAUCGCUCAUCCUCUCUGAUACAUUCUUUAUGAUGAACCUCAUUGUGUACAAAAUGGGAGACAAUCACUGUUUUAAAUCACUUUAGCCACAGAGGAUGGGCAGCCCAUACUGCAGGGAAAUCUCUUACGUGCAUAUGCUUGUCCACUCAAGGCAUUUUGGCACCCUUUUCAUGGGUAGCCUUGGUUGUAGUGACCACAGCACAGUGGCUGUGGACCGUGGAGUGUCCAGCAGUGGACACAGUUAUGCCACUGGACCGGAGCCAUUGCUUAAAAAAAAAAGCUUUGCGAGAUUAACCAGAGCCCACAAGGUGUUCCUGCAGUGUCCCUUCAUUGAGACCUGGCUUUGGUGUUCAGGCUGGCCUAAAGCCACCUUACUCCUGUAGUCCUCACAGGCCUUCCAUUAGUGGAAUGCUUAAGUGGACAAAGCCCACAGUCUAGUGGAUGCAAACAAUGCAACAGAAGACAGCGGCAGUUUUAACAGAUUCCAUGCAACAAAUCACAGGCAUCAGCAAAUAUUGUUCAGCAACAUCUUUUUCCGGCACCUAUUCUCUGUAUGUACCAGACAGUCAUGGCACGUUUUGUAUCUAUUGUUUACUGUCAGGAAAAUAAUGUAUAUUUGAGGGGUUGAAAGACCUUUGGAUGACAACAAGGCUGGUGGAUUCUUAAGUGAGCCCUUUGAAACUGGUAGGGUUCCCAAGGGGAAACACCUGAGCCAUCUGCCUGCAAGGCUUUUCUGCUUUUUGUGUUGCCGGCCGAAGGUCUCAUGGAACUUUUGUCCCUGUGAAUGACCCCUUCACAUGUGCAAUUGUUUUUGUAUCUCUCUCUUCCUACUGUACCCUGAG